AGAAAACAUCCGAGUUGACCUGCCACCGCUAGCCACCGCCAAUCCCAAUCGAUCCCAGUUCGCUCCAACCCCCUCUCCAGGGCGUCCUCCCCCCGGUUUUUCCACUGCCCUGUCUAUCGCGCAAUUGCAAUAAUUCACACCCAUCAACAACUAGGGGCUGAGGAAGUGGAAGACUACUGUACUCCAACAAAUCAAUCACGAUGGCUUCCAAUCUCGAUACAUCGUCAUAUCUCAGUCCGAGCAUGAACGGAUCCGGAAUCAUGUCGUCCUCGCUCUCAUCGCUCUCGUCGUCCGUCUCCUCGGCGCGCCAUUCGUCCUCGUCCAACAUCUCCAAGGCCUACAGACAGGCCUCAACACUAUUCCUCACCCGUCGACUACCCGAAGCCCUGUCGACCGUUCUACCUCUAAUCACACCGUCUCCCUCCGAAUCCGCCACUCCCGGCGAUGUUGCUUCCGGCGCCGCUGCAUUCGACCCGGCACCUGUCGCCAAGGCGUCGCGAUCCACCAGGAUAAAGGUGUGGAGUCUGUACCUGACCAUCCUCAAUGCGAUUCUGGAGUUGAACUCGGACGAAGGCAAGGACGCCUUCGGCACGCAAGAGUGGAGGGCUCUCUGCCACAAGGUGCGCGAGGGCGAGGUUUGGGAGGAAGUCGUGCGCAAUGGAUACCAUGGGUCGGAGGGAGACGUGGAUGCGGAUGUGGUUAUCAACCUAGCCACCCUCCUCCUCGGCCACGCCAAAACCCAAACCCUCAACCAAAAGCGUCUAGAAAACUACCUAGCCGCCGCCCGCACCCCCAACCUCGAUCUGACCGACCGUCUCGGAGGAGGUCCCGCCGGCAGCGCUUCCUCCGCCUCUCUGGCCCGUCCAUCCUCCAAAUCUGGAGCGGCCGGACACGGCGCCGACACCCCGCGCGACCUCAACGCGCGCGUCAAGAUCCUCGAGCUGUACACUUUGCACGUACUCCCGCGCAAUGACGAGUGGGCGUGCGCGCGCGAGUUCAUCAACAUGAGCUCGGUCCUGGACGACGAGCGGAAAGAAGCCUUCAUCCAGGCGCUGGACUCGCUGAAGGAAGAACAGGUGGAAGCGGAGCGUAAGGCGCGCGAAAAAGAGGAUGCGAUUCGCAAGGAUAUCGAGAACGCGCGCAAGCUGAGGGCGGAGAACGAGGAGAAAGAAAAGAAAAGGUUGGAGGAGGAAAGGCAGAAGAGAGAGGCGGCGGCGGCAAGUACGGCUGUUAGUGUGGGGAGCGGACCGACGACGGAAGGGGAUUUUGGUGUUGAUGGUGGUUCCGCGGCUAAGGGGACGGGAACGGGGACGACGAAGAAACCGAGUUUGAAGAAGAAGGCUUCUUCGUUGAAGAAUGGGGGGGCUUCGUCGUCGUCGGCGUCUGCGAAACCGGGCAGGCCGUCGAGGAAGGGAGCGUCGUCACCGACUGCGACCAAGACGACGGGCUCUUCUUCGAGUGUGGUGGCCAGUCCUGGGAUGGGGACGAGGGCGACUUUGAUAUUGAACAAUAUCCGGUCGGUGCUGGAUCAGGUUAUGACAGCAUUCCAUGGGAACCCGUUCCUGCUGUACCGGACGUUGGCGUUUAUCAUUGGGUUCUUGCUAAUGUUCAGCAACAAGAGGGUGAGGGAGAGGAUCACGAGGGUGGUGCAGCAGGGGUGGGGGAAAGUGAGGGCUACGGCUGGAAUGGGGAUGAAGGUUAGUUACAUCUGAUCCAAGCCUUUUUGCUGUUUGGAUAUCAGUAUUGUUUGGGUGUUAGAAGGGGUGGAAUAUUCCUGCUCUGAUGAUAAUUAGCAUUGCGGCUGUUGGGGCAGCGGUUUUUGGCAUGCGAGAGUAUUGGUUUCAAGUCUAUCGUUAAUGGGUAAUGCAUCACGGAAAAUAGCUUAUUUCGUUUUCUGUUUAUAAUCAAGAGAGAUGACACAAACAUUGUAACCUGGUAUGUGAUACCAA
This is a messenger RNA of Neurospora tetraspora, 1949 nucleotides long. RefSeq lists its product as uncharacterized. The record is from RefSeq and is a predicted model, not a curated record. The transcript has 2 exons. NCBI's taxonomy places the organism in Eukaryota, Fungi, Ascomycota, Sordariomycetes, Sordariales, Sordariaceae. Bases 201 to 1712 code for a protein of 503 amino acids.